CUCAAAUCGAGCCGAACGAGGACAGUUGCACGCGGCUUGACGGAGGCGCGCGCUGCCAUGGCAUCGCCAGCGCUUCAGGUUCCGCCCAUGCCUGGACAUGGCUGCCAUGAUCCUUGCCUAGCCGCCGCCGCAACCGAAGACGACGACAAGAACGUCUCGUUUCUACCCGAUGACGUCAUCUCCGAGAUCCUCUCGUGGCUGCCGGCCAAGUCCCUGUGCCGAACCGGGUGCGUGUCCAAGAAGUGGCGCGCCCUCAUCUCCAACCCGGCCUUCGUCGCCGCGCACAGUUCCCGCGCUGAGCCGCUCCUCGUCGCCAUGACCCGCGCCUCCACCGGAGUGCUGCUGCAGCUGAUGGACACGGAGGGCAAUGUGGUGCGGGUGGGGGAGGCCCGAGGCUGGUUCCGGAGUUUCUGCCUGAGCUACGAUGGCCUCGCCUGUCUAACCUUCUCCCACAAAUGUUCCCACAACCAGCUGAUUGAUCUAGCCGCCGCGGAGAAGCUCAUGACUUGCAACACACCGGCCGAGUUUGCCGAUGGGUGGAUAGACAGGUGCACCGGCGUCGGACGCUCCGCCAAGACCGGCGCGCCAAAGAUCUUGGGCGUCGUCCUUGAGUCGACGAUAACCGGCCUCUACCACUGCGUGGUUCUCACGGCAGGUGAAGGGGCCCAAUGGAGGCCGACGCAGCCGCCACCGUACGCGAUCUCUGCCGUCUACGACGGUUACAGCGAAGCAGUCACCUUCAACGGUUGCGUGCACUUCUUGUCCCUGGACGAGGACGGCGUGCUCGUGCUGUGCUUCGACCUCGAGACAGAGCAGUGGAAGGUGAUCCAAGGGCCACCGGAGGUUUCCAGCCACGCGGCGGGGGAGAAGAUCAGCAUGGCGGAGCUCAACGGAUCCGUGUGCGUCGUUCAAAAGACGCCGAACGUGGUCUGUAUGUGGCUCUUGACUGACCCUAGCGGGGUGACCUGGAUCAAGGCUUACGCAAUUCAGAUGGGUUAUACGCCGAUCCACUUCCUGAUGCCGUUGAGAAUGAUGCAUCCUAGUGGGAGGCUGCUCUUCUGCCAUUACUAUGACGAUUCGACCAUGGUGCCGGAGCUACAAAUAUAUGAUCCUCGUUCCGGGGGAUGCACACAUGUGAUGAACGCGCCGACCAAACUCAUCGGCAAAAUCAGAGUUUGCAGCUCGCACAUAGAUCCUAGAUUUUGAAAGGAAAAAAAACCAUAUUUCCGGUUCGGUUUUUUCGUUCGGUUUUUUUCUG
Messenger RNA from Triticum aestivum (bread wheat), 1258 nucleotides. RefSeq names its product putative F-box protein At2g02030. NCBI's taxonomy places the organism in Eukaryota, Viridiplantae, Streptophyta, Magnoliopsida, Poales, Poaceae. Bases 58 to 1206 code for a protein of 382 amino acids. The transcript has a single exon. Gene Ontology annotation, molecular function: protein binding. The record is from RefSeq and is a predicted model, not a curated record.